CAUCUUCCGGGGGUCCGAGUUGGAUAGGACACCUCGUUGGAAACUUGACAUUGGUCCUUUGAUUGUGCUGAAGAGUUAGAGAACACAAUGGGUUCGCUAUCAGUAAAUACAAUAAAACAGCUUAUGAAAGCUAUGGUGGACACCCCUGGCUUUGACCGCGUUUUAAACAAGGUCAGUGUCCUAUCCGCGAGCCCCGGUAAGGUUGUGUGUGAGAUGAAGGUUGAGGAAGAGCACACGAACCGAGGGGGCACACUGCACGGGGGGCUCACGGCGACCCUGGUCGACGUCAUCUCCACCACCGCGAUCAUGUACUCCGAGAGAGGCGCGCCGGGCGUCAGUGUCGACAUGAACAUCACGUACAUGAAUGCCGCCAAGAUGGGAGAAGACGUCCUGAUCACCGCGCAGGUCCUGAAACAGGGACGGACGCUCGCCUUCGCCACCGUAGACCUCACCAGCAAAGCCACGGGGAAGCUGAUAGCGCAGGGAAGGCACACGAAACACCUGGGCAGCGGCUAGUGUGCGGUCUGGUAGUAACGUGCUGUCAGGCUAGAGUGCAUGAAGUAGUCUUACUGUGUGUAAAUAAUGCUCCUACUUUGAAAGGUGUUAAUAAAAGAGCUUCUCAAAC
This is a messenger RNA of Sardina pilchardus (European sardine), 625 nucleotides long. RefSeq names its product acyl-CoA thioesterase 13 (gene acot13). The coding region runs from base 88 to 516 and encodes 142 amino acids. Gene Ontology annotation, molecular function: fatty acyl-CoA hydrolase activity. The record is from RefSeq and is a predicted model, not a curated record. Lineage: Eukaryota; Metazoa; Chordata; Actinopteri; Clupeiformes; Clupeidae. The transcript is spliced from 3 exons.